GAUAGGCGGUGGAUGGGAGAGCUGGCGCAGCUGCCGUGGUGGCAGCGGCUGAAGUGGUGGCGGUGGCUGCAGCGGCUGCUGCAGCUGCAACAGCUCCGGGCUCAGGGCUUUGGCGGAGGCGCCGGCGGGCAGGGCUGCGCAGUGUGGACCCCGGCGCGUGGUCCGGGUUGCUGGGGCAGCUCGUAAGAUGCCUCUGAUGGAGGAGUUUCUGAGAAGCACCUCUGAGCCCGUGGCUUUGAUUGGGAGCUCAAAGCAGAGACUAUUUAAAGCUCUGGACAUCACAUCCUGAGAACUGCAGGAGAGGAGAACAUGGCUGUGAGUUUAGAUGAUGACGUUCCCCUCAUCUUGACCUUGGAUGAGGGUGGCGGUGCCCCGCUGGCUCCCUCCAAUGGCCUGGACCAAGAGGAUCUGCCUAGCAGAAAUGGAGGCAAAUAUGACAUCCCUGACUCCCAGGUCCCCAGUCUGAGCUCAGGGGGCGAGAGUCCUCCCUCCAGUCCCACCGGCCACAACUGGGAGAUGAAUUAUCAAGAGGCAGCAAUCUACCUCCAGGAAGGUGAGAACAAUGACAAGUUCUUCACCCACCCCAAGGAUGCCAAAGCGCUGGCGGCCUACCUCUUUGCACACAACCACCUCUUCUACCUGAUGGAGCUGUCUGCGGCCCUGCUCCUGCUGCUGCUCUCCCUGUGCGAGGCCCCCGCCGUCCCCGCGCUCCGGCUGGGCAUCUACGUCCACGCAACCCUGGAGCUGUUCGCCCUGAUGGUGGUCGUGUUUGAACUCUGCAUGAAGUUGCGGUGGCUGGGCCUGCACACCUUCAUCCGGCACAAACGGACCAUGGUCAAGACCUCCGUGCUGGUGGUGCAGUUCAUCGAGGCCAUCGUGGUGUUGGUACGGCAGACGUCCCACGUGCGGGUGACCCGGGCGCUGCGCUGCAUCUUCCUGGUGGACUGUCGGUACUGCGGUGGCGUCCGGCGCAACCUGCGCCAGAUCUUCCAGUCCCUGCCGCCCUUCAUGGACAUCCUCCUCCUGCUGCUCUUCUUCAUGAUCAUUUUCGCCAUCCUCGGUUUCUACUUGUUCUCCCCUAAUCCUUCAGACCCCUACUUCAGCACCCUGGAGAACAGCAUCAUCAGUCUGUUUGUCCUUCUGACCACAGCCAAUUUCCCAGACGUGAUGAUGCCAUCCUACUCCCGGAACCCCUGGUCCUGUGUCUUCUUCAUCGUGUACCUCUCCAUCGAGCUGUACUUCAUCAUGAACCUGCUUCUGGCCGUGGUGUUUGACACCUUCAAUGACAUCGAGAAACGCAAGUUCAAGUCUUUGCUAUUGCAUAAACGAACCGCCAUCCAGCACGCCUACCGCCUGCUCAUCAGCCAGCGGAGGCCUGCUGGCAUCUCCUACAGGCAGUUUGAAGGCCUGAUGCGUUUCUAUAAGCCCCGGAUGAGCGCCGGGGAGCGCUAUCUUACUUUCAAGGCAUUGAAUCAGAGCAGCACGCCUCUGCUCAGCCUGAAGGACUUUUAUGAUAUCUACGAAGUCACCGCCUUGAAGUGGAAGGCAAAGAAAAAUAGAGAGCACUGGUUUGACGAGCUUCCCAGGACAGCAUUCUUCAUCUUCAAAGGAAUUAAUAUCCUUGUGAAGUCCAAGGCUUUCCAGUACUUCAUGUACUUGGUGGUGGCCGUCAAUGGGGUCUGGAUCCUUGUGGAGACCUUCAUGCUGCAAGGUGGGAACUUCUUCUCCAAGCAUGUGCCCUGGAGUUACCUCGUCUUUCUGACUAUCUACGGGGUGGAGCUGUUCCUAAAAGUGGCCGGGCUUGGCCCCAUUGAGUACCUGUCCUCCGGAUGGAAUCUAUUCGACUUCUCCGUCACAGCGUUCGCCUUCCUGGGGCUGCUGGCUCUGGCCUUCAACAUGGAGCCCUUUUAUUUCAUAGUGGUCCUGCGUCCCCUCCAGCUGCUGAGGUUGUUUAAACUCAAGAAGCGUUACCGCAACGUGCUGGACACCAUGUUUGAGCUGCUGCCCCGGAUGGCCAGCCUGGGCCUCACCCUGCUCAUCUUUUACUACUCCUUCGCCAUCGUGGGCAUGGAAUUCUUCUGUGGAAUCCUCUACCCCAACUGCUGCAAUAUGAGCACAGUGGCUGACGCCUACCGCUGGCUCAACCACACCGUGGGCAACAGGACCGUCGUGGAGGAAGGCUACUACUAUCUCAACAAUUUUGACAACAUCCUCAACAGCUUUGUGACCCUGUUCGAGCUUACAGUUGUCAACAACUGGUAUAUCAUCAUGGAAGGUGUUACCUCUCAGACCUCCCACUGGAGCCGUCUCUACUUCAUGACCUUUUACAUCGUGACCAUGGUGGUGAUGACCAUCAUCGUGGCCUUCAUCCUCGAAGCCUUCGUCUUCCGGAUGAACUACAGCCGCAAGAACCAGGACUCGGAAGUUGACGGUGGCAUCACCCUUGAGAAGGAACUGUCCAAAGACGAGCUGGUCGCUGUCCUGAAGCUCUACCGGGAGGUACGGGGAGCCACCUCGGACGUCCCCCAGCUGCUCCAGAUCCUCUCCCAGAUGGAGAAAUAUGAGCAAAACACCUUGGUGUUUCUGGGACGGAGAUCAAGGACCAAGAGCGAUCUGAGCCUAAAGAUGUACCAGGAGGAGAUUCAGGAGUGGUACGAGGAGCACGCCCGGGAGCAGGAGGAACAGCAGCGACAGCUCAGCGGCUGCGCUGUCCCCACCACCCAGCAGACUCCAGGCAGCCGCCAGCGCUCCCAGACCAUCACCUAGCCCCAGCCUGCAAAAGCCAUCUCUUCUAUGCAAUAACACAAUAGUAUUAUUUACUACAAUGUAUCAAAAUAAUGUGUGGGUAUAUAUAUACAUAUUUUAUAUAUAUACACACAUAUUCAUAUAUAUGCACAUAUUUAUAUAUAGAAAGAAGAAAAGUCAGGCAGACAGGACGCGGUUUGGUUUGUAACCACCUUGCCCUGUUAACCCCAGUGGUCAGUUUCAUUCGGCAAGGGGGUCCGGCCACUAGGAGCUCUCCAUAGCACAGAAAGCUCCAGAAGGCCCCUUUCCAAGAGCAGUUGAAUAGAUUCUGCCGAUCUUUGCAGGGCUUGCCUUUGAAGUGGGCCAGCUGUCCCUAGGACAGCUCCACACCGUCUUCCUGAAGCCGCAUUCAGAAUCCCAUCCCAGCCGACAGCUAGUUUCCCCACUAACGUCGCCUGUGGCCCACGUCCCGGGGUUUGUGUGUCCUGCUUUGGGGACAAAACCACUUGGGAAGGAAAAGAAUCCAUAUCCUCGGGUUGAGUAUCUCUAUGUGAUCAUGUGAUAUGGCGUUCCUUUGGGGGACCAGUGCCUAGGACCUACUGAGAGAGUAAUUCAGGGCUGGGGUUAUUCCUGGUGGUCAGAUCUCAGCCUGUGCUGGGACAUGAGAGAGGCUGCAUCCUGGUUCCCUGAGCCUCCUCACCCUCACUUCUUUCAGUUUCAACCUUUGUUGUUGAAAAUGCUCCUAAAAUGGCCUUGGGACUCAAGGCCCAGCGGGAAGAAGAAAGAGGCCAGGCCGACGGCUGAGACCCACACCAAGUCCUGAAAUGGGCUUUCGCCACUAAAUCUUUUCCUGGGGAUGGUCCUGUUCAAACAAAAAGACAUUUUGGUUAGUUCAGGAUUCUGCUAAAGACAACAGCAGAUCCUUCACUGGCGUGGGAACGGGGGCAGAGAGCACCGACGUGCACGGCGGGCCGUCCAGCGCAGCCCUGUGGCUGAUCCUGCCCGUGCGCUUGGCCAGUUCCCUCUCAGCCAGGGCAGUCACCCUUUGUGGAUUCAGCUGAGGCAGCAGUGGGGGACUCGGCUCACCCCAAAGUUUCCGCUCCCAGGAGUAGGUUGAGGUGACUCCUCGGUUUCCUGGUGCCUGAGCCCAGAGCAGACCGUGGGGGUUGGCAGUCCUGGGGAGCCGUGGUGGUGGUGGCAGCAGAAGCAGGGUCAGGACGGCGGGGCUUUGGCUCAGCCCUCCUGGGCGACAAGCCCAGCGCGGUGCAUUGGAUGAAAGGGGUCCAGAGGGAGCGAGCAAGCUGCCCCCACUGGGCGUCCCGCUCCAACCCCAGCUUCCCAGCUGCCUCCACAACUUAGAAGAUGGGUGGGCAGGAUUCCCCUCACCAUGUCCUCUUCCCAGCCAGGCAGGCGCGCAGCUCCUGGCUUCCCAACCCUGUGUCCCCAGGUGUGGCCUCAAGAGGGGCUGGCCGUAGCCAACGCCCCACAGCUCUUCCCCUCACCAGGGGACACGUGAUGGGUGAUUUUGUUUUUAAAGCACAGCCCUUUGGGGAAAUGACGAAUCACUGAGAACCACUGAGAUUCCCAAAGGGAAUCAGGAGACGGACAUCGUCCUCUUGGUCUCUGGAGGGCCACCGACCGGGACAGGCAGCUCGGCACUAAGCCCCAGUUCAGAACCCCUUUGGCUCUCCAGAGAAGGAACUUUAUUUGCACAACUGGGUGCCUUUUAGCUUUUCUGAAUUGAAAUGGGCAUUCUGGAAGCAGGAGUCAAGGGGCAGCUUCUAAAGGAGGGUGAGUCCUCCAACCUCAGCGUCUUGUUCUCGUCCCUGCCUCUGCCUCCAGGAGGCUGAACCCUGGGAGGGGCGCCAGGGAAGCUGAGUCCCCCCCGCCCCACCCCCAAGGGGAAGGCUGGGCCCAGGAAGGGUGGGGUCUAGUCCCGGCCUCCCAACCCUGCCCUGGGAAAGGCUUUUAGCCAGGGCAGGAUGAAGGCCUGAUGGACCUGACUCCAGCCACUGGUGGGCGCCCUUGUCAUUGAGGUUAAGGACAGCUGCCCCCUCGGUAUCACUGGGGGACCUUGGCAAGUUGACCCUCCGACUUACACACAGGCCAUGGAGCAGGGAGCAGGUGUCACCCAGGGCUGUGAGCUGUGUGGUACCCAGGACAUCCAGCACAGACACCCUCACCUCCUGUGUCAUAGCUGAACGAAACCACGGGAGACUUACCGACUGGCCCUGGAUCAUACCACCUUUCAGUGGCCAUGGUGGCCUUGUGCCUCUGCCCUGCUUUGGGGAGAGAUGCCAUCUGGCCCCUCCUCCUCGCUUCCCUCCCCCAACCCAGCCUUACUCCACACCACGCGACAAUCAUUUUGUACCAAGAGCGGGAGCAACGCUGUUAAGGUUUUGUAUAUUGGUGAUUUGUUACCUAGAAAACCCACGAUGUCUCCGGAUUUCUGGCAUAUUAAUAAAAGAGCCUCUGCUUUGUA
Messenger RNA from Camelus dromedarius (Arabian camel), 5227 nucleotides. RefSeq names its product two pore segment channel 1 (gene TPCN1). The record is from RefSeq and is a predicted model, not a curated record. Gene Ontology annotation, molecular function: monoatomic ion channel activity; voltage-gated channel activity. Gene Ontology annotation, cellular component: endosome membrane; lysosomal membrane. The transcript has 28 exons. Gene Ontology annotation, biological process: monoatomic ion transport; transmembrane transport. The coding region runs from base 310 to 2766 and encodes 818 amino acids. Lineage: Eukaryota; Metazoa; Chordata; Mammalia; Artiodactyla; Camelidae.